Messenger RNA from Ochlerotatus camptorhynchus, 521 nucleotides. RefSeq names its product adult cuticle protein 1-like. The transcript is spliced from 2 exons. Lineage: Eukaryota; Metazoa; Arthropoda; Insecta; Diptera; Culicidae. The coding region runs from base 56 to 376 and encodes 106 amino acids. The record is from RefSeq and is a predicted model, not a curated record.
UGGUGUGUUCAGUAGUUUGCAAGGAAGCCGAUUAGUUCCACAAGAAGAAUCCAAAAUGAAAGUCGCCGCCCUAUUUGUAGUGCUCGCUCUGGCUCUGACGGCCGAGGCUCAACCAGCUUGGCCGUGGGCCCCAUGGCAUGCUGCAUGGCCCGGAGCUUGGCCAGCAGCUGCUUGGCCGGCCGCCACCUAUCCUUGGGGAUGGCCAGCAGCUGUCCCGGCUCCCGCUCCAGUAGUAGCCAUUGAUGCUCCAGCCGUUCCGGAACCUGCCGCCACCUCGGUCACCGCCACCCGUGGAGCAGUGCACGUUGCCCCGCUGCCCGGACAUGCCAUCAACCAGCAGCAACUGAAUCUGGCUCCAGCACCAGGAACUGCCUAGAACUGUCGACCCCCAAAACCCAAACCCCCAUAAAAGCUGCCGUGUUUUCGUUUCACGAUAUACUGCAGAAGUCAAUCUCUGUUACCGAUGCCGAUUUCUUUUCAUACCCACUCUUUUCCUUUUAAAAGCAAUCAGCGCGCGUGGA